AUGUACAGCUUCAUGGGAGGAGGGCUGUUUUGUGCAGGAGUGGGCAAUAUACUCCUGAUUGUUUCCACAGCAACAGAUUAUUGGAUGCAGUACCGUCAUUCAAACAACUACAUGCAUCAGGGACUGUGGAGAUACUGCACGCCUGGAAAAUGCUUCACACACACUGACAGCAUUGCAUACUGGGAUGCUACGCGAGCAUUCAUGAUCUUGUCUCUGUUGGCCUGCUUCAUUGGCAUCAUCAUCGGUAUUAUGGCCUUCAUCCAUUACUCCUCCUUUGACAGGUUUGAUAAAACCUUUGCUGCAGGCAUUCUGUUCUUCAUCUCUUGCUUUUUUGUGUUUCUGGCUAUGGCUGUCUACACGGGAGUCACAAUAAAUUACUACGGUAAACGCUAUGGUAAUUGGAGGUUCUCCUGGUCUUACAUCAUUGGCUGGGUGUCUGUUGUGCUCACUUUCUUUUCAGGAAUGUUCUACAUGUGUGCAUACCGGAUGCAUGAAUGCCCCAGAAGCUCAAAUCCUCAUUAG
Danio aesculapii is the source of this 522-nucleotide messenger RNA. It is a transcript of the gene lim2.1, whose product is annotated as lens intrinsic membrane protein 2.1. The transcript has 4 exons. Bases 1 to 522 code for a protein of 173 amino acids. Gene Ontology annotation, cellular component: plasma membrane. Gene Ontology annotation, molecular function: structural constituent of eye lens. The record is from RefSeq and is a predicted model, not a curated record. Lineage: Eukaryota; Metazoa; Chordata; Actinopteri; Cypriniformes; Danionidae.